CUGAUAAUUCUAUCACUAAGUUUAGCCAUGGCAGCUUCAAUUUCUGCUCUAGCUUUUGUUACACUUAUUUUUUCUACUACAUUAAUCUCUAUUGAAGCAGCCAAAUCAGGGUUUAGCAUAGACUUAAUUGCUAGAGAUUCACCAAAAUCACCCUUCUACAAUCCUGAUGAAACACCUACUCAGCGUAUUUUGAAUUCGUUCCGUCGAUCAAUAACCCGUGUUAGUCGUUUUAGCCCAACGAAAGAUUCUGAAAUCGCUCCUAGUUCUGCUGAAUCUGAUGUGAUUACAAAUCAAGGUGAGUACUUAAUGACAUUUUCACUUGGAACACCAGCUUUUGAUAUUUUAGCAAUUGCUGAUACAGGCAGUGACCUGAUUUGGACACAAUGUAAGCCUUGCAAUGAUUGUUAUGAGCAAGAUGCUCCACUUUUCGAUCCGAAAGCUUCGAAAACAUACCGAGACUUUUCUUGCAACACAAGUCAAUGCGGUUUAUUAGAAGGUUCAUCAAGUUGUGAUUCUGAUAAAAUCUGUAGUUAUAAUUAUAAUUAUGGAGACAAAUCUUUUAGUAAUGGAAAUAUUGCUUCUGAUGUUAUUACAUUAGGGUCUACUUCAGGUAGGCCUGUCUUGGUUCCCAAGGCUCUGAUUGGCUGCGGGCAUAAUAAUAAAGGUACUUUUAAUUCCAAGGGUUCAGGAAUUGUUGGCCUUGGUGGGGGUAAAAUUUCACUUAUUUCUCAAUUGGGUUCUGAAAUUGAUGGGAAGUUUUCUUACUGUUUAGUCCCUGUUACUUCAAAUUCUACAAAUUCAUCCAAAUUGAAUUUCGGAAGUAACGGAAUUGUGUCCGGACAUGGAGUCCAGUCAACUCCUCUGGUCUCUAAAAAUCCUGACACUUUCUAUUUCCUUACGCUCGAAGCAAUAAGUGUCGGAACCAACAGAAUCGAAUUUCCGGGAUCCUCUUUUGGAGAUUCCGAAGGAAACAUAAUCAUCGACUCUGGAACAACUUUGACAUUGCUUCCUCAGGGUUUUUACUCAGAUUUGUCUUCAGCAGUACAGGAUCAGAUUUCCGCUUCGCCUGUCGACGACCCGAGUGGAAUUCUGAGCCUUUGCUAUAAAAUUGAUGAAGAUCUUAAGAUUCCAGAAAUUACAGUUCAUUUUACGGAUGCAGAUGUGAAAUUGCAGGCUCUGAACACAUUUAUUCAGGUUUCUGAUGAUGUUGUGUGCUUUGCUUUUAAUCCUGUUAGUUCUGGUGCAAUUUUUGGGAACUUGUCACAGAUGAAUUUCUUGGUCGGGUAUGAUCUUGAAGGGAAAACUGUGUCGUUUAAGCCUACUGAUUGCACUAAGAAUUAGUUUAAUGGAUUCUUGUUUGUUC
Mercurialis annua (annual mercury) is the source of this 1363-nucleotide messenger RNA. RefSeq names its product aspartic proteinase CDR1-like. Gene Ontology annotation, biological process: proteolysis. Gene Ontology annotation, cellular component: extracellular region. The record is from RefSeq and is a predicted model, not a curated record. Gene Ontology annotation, molecular function: aspartic-type endopeptidase activity. The transcript has a single exon. Bases 28 to 1341 code for a protein of 437 amino acids. Lineage: Eukaryota; Viridiplantae; Streptophyta; Magnoliopsida; Malpighiales; Euphorbiaceae.